ACAUCCAGUCAGUUGUACGCACGACGUCGGCACGUUCGGUCUUCUCGGGUUCUGGUCCUGGUGUCCUCACGUGGGAUAUCUCGUGUGGAGUUCUUUCAUAAAUAGUCGAUGGAGCGGGGUUCCUUUCGGAGCUGUUUUGUGUGUGCGUGAUUUUGUAAAUAUUGUAUACUGCGACGGAGAACGGGUCCGUCAUGGUUGCGAAAAGAUCCCGAAAUAGUGCUAGUUUGUGAAUAAAUUGUGCCGAUUGCGGGGCAAAAUGUGUUCGAAGGUGUAAAUAAAGGAAAUCUGUACUGCCGAAAAAAAAAUAUAUCAAGCAAGCAAAAAGUGCUUCAUUUCCCCUCACUUCAAAUGUUUAGUGCGACUGUGUAGCGAAUCCUUGUUUCCUCCCAAAGCGAAAAUGUAUUUCAAAUCGUGCAUUAGCAGAAAAAUAGUGAUUGGUUUUAUCUGCUUCCUGGUGCAGAUCAACCAUGGGAUAACCCAGCUGGUCAUCAAUGUACAAAAUCAGGGAGGCGAAGUAGUGCAGGAGACAAUAACGUCCAGCGUGAGCGACGACACGUGCACGCUGGAGUUCCAGCGCAGCGACGGCACGCUGGUAACCAAGCUGAUUGACUUCCGGAGUGAAGUUCAAGUGCUGAAAGCCCUCGUCCUGGGCGAGGAAGAACGUGGCCAGAGCCAGUAUCAGGUGAUGUGCUUCGUGACUAAAUUUCAGAAGGGAGAUUUCAUCACUGCCGAUGCGAUGGCGAAAUUACGACAGAAAAAUCCCAGCACCAUCCGGUCACCGGAGGAGGACCGGGGCAAGGAGAACUACACGAUGACGGGCUGGGUGCUGCUGGACCGGGCCGGGCCUAUUUCGCGACACAUCGCCCCACUGUGUUCCGAGGCCCAGGACUCGACGUACGCGCGGGACGUUGACCUGAAGGCGUGGGCCGAACUGCCAGGUUCCUCCAUCUCGAUCCUGGAGUCGGCGGUCAAGUCGUUCCCGUCCGUCACGACGGGCAGCCCGCCGUCCCGGUGCAGCGACGUGUCCGCCAUCUGGGCCCCGUGCAUCUGCACGCUGGAAAUGUGCAUCGGCUGGUACCCGUGCGGGCUCAAGUACUGCAAGGGCAAACCGGACAGCGGCAACCCGUUGCUGAACGGCGUCAACGGGGCGGGCAGUUCCAGCUACCGCUGUGGCAUCAAAACUUGCCGCAAGUGCCAUCAGUACUCGUACUACGUACGGGAAAAGCAGCAGUGCCUGUGGGAUGAAUGACCGCUCGAGGGUCACCAUCACCACCACCCAACUACGGUGGACCGGACCCCGGUUCCGAUCUACAACAAUCGAACGACGACGACGACGCCAACAACGACGACCGCCGAUAAUAGUGUCAUUGGAGCACACAAAUCACUGGCAGCAGCAGCGACAGGGACAACUUCGACUAGGUUUAAGGGCAGUAUAGUUAGUAACAGUAGCAAGACUAGUAACAGCAGUACUAGCACUAGUGAUAAGGGCCGUGUUGUAAUCGACGACAACGACGUUACGAGAGGGUUGGCGGAGGGUGCAACAACCACAACCGAAACAAUCAGUGAAUUUAAUUUUUUACUCCAAGAUUAUACGCCGGAAGGGAUGAGGAUAACGAGGGCGGUAGGAAUGACCACAGCCGCAGGACCAGAACCAGACAAACCCAGAAUAACGGUUAGCAGGAUACGAAGGGUAGAGGCAGCAGCAGCAGCAGCAGAUGUAGAGAUGUGUUUCAAGUUUAAUGAAAUUAUUUUAUAGCACAAAUAGG
Culex pipiens pallens (northern house mosquito) is the source of this 1766-nucleotide messenger RNA. RefSeq names its product out at first protein (gene oaf). The record is from RefSeq and is a predicted model, not a curated record. Bases 398 to 1249 code for a protein of 283 amino acids. The transcript has 5 exons. Lineage: Eukaryota; Metazoa; Arthropoda; Insecta; Diptera; Culicidae.